UCAGUUAAUGUUUAUGGUUGAUGCCGAUUGGUAGUCCCGGAACAAAAUAUUUCGGUGCACCAGUUACACGAACGGUUUUACUGGGUUUUGUUUUUCGCCAUUUUACCUUCAAGCAGCCGGUUGACGCUGCACACGGACAAUGCCGGUUGCGGCAACUUCAAGGUAAGCCGAUCCGGUUUUUUGCGGCGUGCUUCAAAAGUUUUUCACUCCCUGUUUUGCAGCCCAUCGGGAUGCGUAGUAGCAACGGUAGGAUAUGUGUAUUGGUGGUGAUGCUGGGUAGUAGUAAAAGGUACAGCGCAGCCAUUCGCUCGCAGCGUGUGGAGCUAGAUCGCACUCCGAUGUUUUGGCUUGUCCAGCCAAUUAGCAUACCUUCGCGUGAUCGGCCAUUCGAGGCUCAUUAGAUAGGUUGCCUUCCGCAACCUUACUACCUUAAGUCGUAGUUUCUGUUUUCUUUUUGUAUAGCUCGUGUGUGUUGAAUUGGGCGAAAUGGCAUCGUUGCCGACGGCAAACUUCCGGACCAACCAGUCGUUAGCGUUCCGAGCUAAACGUCGGAGCUCAGUGAACACGUCUAGUAUACGUCUAGACACAAGGUCUUCGCAGUAACCUCUCAAUAUCCCUCUUCAACUCUGUCCCGUACGCGGAAUAUGCGAGUUCCGGAACUUCGAGUACAUCCACCACCGGACGAUGGUGGAGUGCCGGGUCCGAAAGGAAAUCCGCAGCGUGACAUUUCGGCAGCUAGCUCAGUAGCUGCCAGUGCAAGAGCCUCGCCGCUUCAGAGCCGUCGGGGCACACUGGACAGUGUGGAGCUGGUGGAGCGUUACCACUAUGCGAAAAACCCUACCAGGAGUGGUUCACGCUCUCCGAGCCUGUACGAGCCCCGGCGGCGCCUGUCAAGCUUCGGUGCACAGAAGCGCGUCUUUCUUGAUCUGAUUCGCAAACAUGGCAGCAAGCUAUCACUCAGCCGGAAGUUUUCCGAGGUGUCGACGAAGACGGAUGAGCUCAAUCGGGAAAAUCGGAAGCUGCAGCGAGAUCGCAUUCUAGCAAGGAAUCAUCUCGGAACGGCCCUAUCGGCACUGUACGCAAAGCUUCUAAUUAUAAUGGGUGUAACGCUUCCGGUGACGGAGCUCGUUGCCACUGCUGCACCGGUCAACUUCCAUCAACCUUUCUAUCUCUACCUGUACGGUGUCUCUAUCCUGUUCUGCACCUAUCAGUACGUAGUACGCUGGAGACGGCAGGCUCAUCUCGAGUUCCUUGCACAGUGUCCCGAAGAUGAAGGCAAAGCUGCUGGUACGGUGUCUGCCUCCACCCAUAGUGGGUCGUUCUAUCUGCGCAUCGGUGCCAUUGCGUUCGGUAUCGGUAGCCUGGUGUACUCUGCCCUAGAUUUUGGCCAAUACUUCGAACUGGACGGGGAUGACGAUGGGUGUCGCAAUUUCCUGGUCGCUCUAAUGCCUGCCGCCCGGAUGCUGCUGUGCGUGGUCCAGAUGCAGUUUAUACUCGUGAGCGGGAAGAACUUCGGGCUGGAUCGGCACGCGUUCGUUUCCCGCUUCGGUCUGAUGCACAUGCUGGCGACGAACGUGUGCGAGUGGCUGUACGUGCUGGUCGAGGAGGCGAAGCAUGAAAUCGUGCACCUCGACCACAGCCUGCAGACCAACCGGACCGACCAUGCGUGGCGUGUGACCGCCAGUACGGCGGGAAACGCUACAGGAUCAAAGCAACCGUUGCCGGACGAACGGAUGGUCCCGGGUGUACAGUGCCGCAGUUCCAACAUCAUGAGCACACUCGUCCACAAUGCCGCACCGUUUCUCUUUCCCUGCACCAUCGAGUACUCGCUGAUCUGUGCGCUCACACUGUACGAGCUUUGGAGCGCUUUGAACCGCAGCACCGAUCCGACACGCAAACCGACACAGACCGACCGCACGGUUACUGGCCGUGCUGCCAACCGAUUCUCGAUCGACUGUUCCAGCGCUCAGCGCGGUCUGUUCGGUGGCAUCGUUACACUCGUGCUGACACUGAUCGUACUCAUCAUGUACUUCGUGCUGCGAAAGGAACGUCACCUGCAGCGUGCCGCCACACUCGAAAUAGUAGUGUACGAGAUCGCACUGUACUCGGUGACGCUUGUCGCUGUGCUGGUGGCGAUGACACGGAUGCGUGAUCUACGCGUCGUUACGCAGCGCUCGGCACGGAUCGGCAACCCAGCCACACUACCGAUCGAUUGCCAUCUGCUGCUCGUCACACAGACAGGCAUUUACAUCUACGGUGUGUUUUCGAUCAUUGGCACGUACCAUACGCACGGUCAACUGCUGCACUGGGCCGUCCUGUCCGAGGUGCUCGCACUGGCCCAAACCUCGCUGCAGACACUGUUCGUGCUGAGUAUGUGGUGGCGCAGAUGUAAAGGGGCCCGCCAAAACCGUACCAAACCGGGGCGGGAGAUCGUAACCUUCCUGCUGGUGGCAAAUCUUGCCGCCUGGAUGGUAAACUCGCUCGUCAAAAGUAACGCAAGCUUCCGGCCGCUCGUCAUGGGCUUUUAUGGUGCGGCUGCGUGGGCCAUCAUAGCGCACAUCUCGAUGCCGCUCGCCAUCUUUUAUCGCUUCCAUUCGACGAUCUGUCUGUUUGAGAUCUGGAAGAAUAGCUACAAGGCACGCUACAACGAACCCUGGUAGAGGUAGUGUCAUGCUCUUAUCAUGCUGAAAGACAAGUGAAUGAAGAAGAAGAUACCCAAUCACCCGGUUGCUGUCAUGCGUCUGUCAAAUGUUGUCAGUGUUAGUCAGCUAACGGCUAUUUAGGCAUCACGUCAAACAACGUCAAACAACGUCAACAAAGGCCCACCUUUGUAAAACAAAAACCAUUAGUCAUCAACGCACGCACCAAUUAGUGCUUUACACAGUGAAUAAACUCAUCAGCCCUAGCGUAAAUAAAAGCCAUGCUAUCGGUUCCGAAUAGUGGCAAUAAAUUGAGCAAUACUGCUUACUUUUAA
This is a messenger RNA of Anopheles funestus (African malaria mosquito), 2974 nucleotides long. Its product is annotated as proton channel OtopLc-like. The transcript has 6 exons. Lineage: Eukaryota; Metazoa; Arthropoda; Insecta; Diptera; Culicidae. Gene Ontology annotation, cellular component: membrane. Gene Ontology annotation, biological process: proton transmembrane transport. The record is from RefSeq and is a predicted model, not a curated record. Bases 645 to 2660 code for a protein of 671 amino acids. Gene Ontology annotation, molecular function: proton channel activity.